AUGAACGAUGGUGAAAAUAAAGAAAGUUUAACACUGAUUUGGUUUGAUUCAAAUACUCGCUCAUGUAAAUAUACUCAGCGAACCAUACGACAACUUCGACUUAUUAAUGAUUAUGUUAUUCUUUGUUCUGAAUUUAUGAGACGCAUUCAAUCAAUUGAUAAAGAAAUGAUCUUUUUAAUAAUAUCCGGAGAAGAAGCCCCACAAAUUUUAUCUAGUAUUUAUUCUGUCCAUAACAUCUAUUCAUUUUUUAUUUUCAAUAAGGAAAAAACUCCGUGUGAAGAUGUAUUAACUGAAUAUUCAAAUGUUGUUGGUACAUAUAUUAAUCUUGAUGACUUAUGUACAUCGGUUAAAGAACAAAUUGAUCUUGUUGACAAACAAACACACACAUUUGCUUUUUUUGAUCAACAUCAAAUAUUGACGAAAGAUCUAUCGAGAGAAUCAGCAAAAUUCCUUCGGUUUCAACAAGGGGGAACAAACUGA
Molecule: messenger RNA, 480 nt
Organism: Rotaria socialis
Lineage: Eukaryota; Metazoa; Rotifera; Eurotatoria; Philodinida; Philodinidae
Source: the annotation of a GenBank genome assembly